AUGCCUCAAUCAUCUGACAAUCAAAGCUCCAGAUUAGAAGGGAUUUUUCUUACAUCCGAAAGUGUGAGAUGUAAUCUGUUGUCAGAGGAUUGGACUGUAAGGUUUCAUAUCAUUGAUGAGCUUCGAGCUGUUGUUGAAUCCAUAGAAAGUCUGAGAGGUGCAACAGUGGAACCAUUUGGAUCUUUUGCAUCUAAUCUCUUCACAAGAUGGGCAGAUUUGGAUAUAUCGAUAGAGUUGCCUAAUGGUUCAUAUAUUUCGUCCCCUGGGAAAAAACACAAGCAAAGUUUACUGGGAGAUGUACUAAAAGCUCUGAGAAGUAAAGGUGGAUGGCAUAAGCUGCAAUUCAUUUCCAACGCUAGGGUACCCAUUUUGAAAUUUGAGGGCAGAGGCAACAUCUCUUGUGACAUCUCAAUAAACAAUUUAGGUGGUCAAAUGAAGUCAAAACUGCUAUUCUGGAUCAAUGAGAUUGAUGGACGCUUCCGUGAUCUAGUUUUACUGGUGAAGGAAUGGGCCAAAGCUCAUAAUAUUAAUGAUCCAAAAUCUGGAACUUUGAACUCACAUACUCUUAGCUUGCUUGUGGUAUUCCAUCUUCAGACUUUAGAACCGGCAAUUUUACCUCCUCUUAGAGAAAUAUAUCCAGGAAAUAUGAUUGAUGACCUCACGGGUGUGAGAGCUGUUGCAGAGAAGCGUAUUGAAGAGACAUGUGCAGUAAAUAUAAACAGAAUUAAAUCUGACAGGUCGAGAUUGAUCAACAGAAGCUCUUUGUCUGAGCUCUUCAUUUCCUUCGUUGCAAAGUUUUUUGAAAUUUGUUCAAGGGCUUCUGUGCAAGGUGUUAGCCCAUAUGCUGGACAGUGGGAAGACAUUGACAGCAACAUGAGAUGGUUACCCAGAACUUAUGCACUUUUUGUUGAGGAUCCCUUUGAGCAGCCGGUGAAUACAGCUAGGACAGUUGGCAGUAUCCAGUUGAUGAGGAUUUUGGGAGCUGCUCGGGCUACUCACCAAGUACUUGUCUCAUCCAACCAUAAUCAAACUUCUCUCCUUAUGAAUCUCAUCAGGCCACAAUUAUCACAUUUAGUGGCUAGAACGCCUGUUAGACACCAAGCAACUGCACAAUCUAUGCCAAGAACACCUUCUAAUAAUUACAUCAGAAAAGGACUCGGGUCUCACCAACAUGCUCGGAGGCAGGUUCCUGGACAACUUCAACAGCAGUUUCAAAACUUGAGGAUUGACAACAGUCGAAAUGGGACAAUGAAUGGACAGCUCCAAAACACGAGGGUUGAUAACAGUCGAAAUGAAACAAUGAGUGGACAGGGUGAGGCGUCUUCUAGUCAAAGACAAGUAUGGAGGCCAGUACCUGAAAGAUAA
Molecule: messenger RNA, 1365 nt
Organism: Fraxinus pennsylvanica
Lineage: Eukaryota; Viridiplantae; Streptophyta; Magnoliopsida; Lamiales; Oleaceae
Source: the annotation of a GenBank genome assembly